GAGAGAGAGAGGCUCCGGUAGUCGCUCGGUAUGUAGCAGCGGCGGCGGCAGCGGCAGCAGCGGAGCCUCGCACCGGGAUUACAAAGAGGGAAAAACACGUCUGGGACGGAGAUCACCACCGGCGGGAUUAAGUCUAAACCCACCCGAGGAUGAGACUCGCCCCGCGGGCUUGAAGGAGAAUCGAACUCACGCCGCUAUUCCGCUGAUUUAGCUCCGCUUUUUUUACGAAAAUGGCGAACGAGUCUCCGGCUAAAAGUCUGGUGGACAUAGACCUCGCUUCCCUGCGGGAUCCUGCUGGGAUCUUCGAGCUGGUGGAAGUAGUGGGAAAUGGCACCUAUGGACAAGUGUACAAGGGUCGACAUGUCAAGACCGGACAACUGGCGGCCAUCAAGGUCAUGGAUGUCACAGAGGAUGAAGAGGAGGAAAUCAAGCUGGAAAUUAACAUGCUGAAGAAAUACUCUCACCACAGAAACAUAGCCACCUACUACGGAGCCUUCAUCAAAAAGAGUCCGCCAGGCCACGACGACCAGCUAUGGCUGGUGAUGGAGUUCUGUGGUGCCGGUUCCAUCACAGAUCUGGUGAAGAACACCAAAGGCAACACACUGAAGGAGGACUGGAUCGCCUACAUCUCCCGAGAGAUCCUCAGGGGAUUAGCUCACCUACACGCUCAUCAUGUCAUCCACCGUGACAUCAAGGGACAAAACGUGCUGCUGACUGAAAACGCUGAGGUCAAACUGGUGGACUUUGGUGUGAGUGCUCAGCUGGAUCGGACGGUAGGUCGAAGGAACACCUUCAUCGGGACCCCAUAUUGGAUGGCUCCAGAGGUCAUCGCUUGUGAUGAAAACCCAGAUGCUACCUAUGACUACAGGAGUGACCUGUGGUCCUGUGGAAUCACAGCUAUAGAGAUGGCUGAAGGAGCUCCUCCUCUGUGUGACAUGCAUCCAAUGAGAGCCCUCUUCCUCAUCCCCAGAAACCCCCCUCCUCGACUCAAGUCCAAAAAAUGGUCAAAGAAGUUCUUCAGCUUCAUUGAGGGCUGCCUGGUGAAGAAUUACACUCAACGUCCCCCCACUGAGCAGCUGCUGAAACACCCCUUCAUCCGGGACCAGCCCAACGAGAGGCAGGUCCGCAUCCAGCUCAAAGACCAUAUCGACCGAACCAAGAAGAAGAGGGGCGAGAAGGAUGAGACUGAGUAUGAAUACAGUGGCAGUGAAGAAGAGGAGGAGGAGGCGUCUGAGCAAGAAGGAGAGCCGAGCUCCAUCGUCAACGUGCCGGGUGAGUCGACCUUGCGCCGCGACUUCAUCCGGUUGCAACAGGAGAACAAGGAGCGCUCGGAGGCUCUGCGCCGCCAACAGCUCCUCCAGGAGCAGCAGCUCCGCGAGCAGGAGGAAUACAAGCGCCAACUACUGGCCGAGAGGCAGAAGCGUAUAGAGCAGCAGAAGGAGCAGAGGAGACGGCUGGAGGAGCAACAACGGCGUGAGCGUGAGAUGAGGAGGCAGCAGGAGCGUGAGCAGCGCCGACGCGAGCAGGAGGAGAAGAGACGCGUCGAGGAGAUGGAGCGACGUCGAAAAGAGGAGGAGGAGCGCAGGAGGGCUGAUGAGGAAAAGAGGAGAGCCGACCGUGAACAGGAGUACAUCCGUCGCCAGCUGGAAGAGGAGCAGAGGCACCUGGAGAUCCUGCAGCAGCAGCUGCUCCAUGAACAGGCCAUGCUGCUGGAGUAUAAAUGGCGGGAGCUUGAGGAGCAGCGUCAAGCACAGAAACUCCAGAGACAGCUGCAGCAGGAGCAGGCCUAUCUGCUGUCCCUCCAGCAAAACCAGAACCUUGACAGUAGCAAAGCGGUACAGCAACAGAGCGCCAAACCCCCACAGAACCAUGGUCCUGAUAGUGUAAAACCUCCGGAUACGACAAAACAACCGCAGGGCACUGACUCUGAGAAGACGUGGCCCGGUCAAAACCACAGUCUGGAGAAAACUACAGACGUUGACCUGCAAGGCCCCGCCCCUGACUCUGAGUGUGUCAGAGAGGCUGAUGAGCGAUACCGGAAGAACAUCCAGGGUUCUCCUCAGGCAGCUCAGACCAAACCGCCGCAGCCUCCAGUGCCGCCGCGCUCCGAGUCUUCCCACCCCAACGGGAACCCGGCAUCGGAGGCGCCCGUCAUGCACCGCCCUGUGGAUCCACAGGUUCGCUCCCAUGUGGCCACUGUAAAGAGUAGCGGCAGCGUGGCGUCAAACUCCUGUGCCACUGCGCCGCCUGUGGUGUCGCAGUUGCACUCCUUCAGCGAGCCGCUCGCCCCUAGCUUUGAAAAUCUUCACCUUCGCAACAACCAGGAACACCAUCACCUUCCUCCAUCUUCAUCACCAUCCUCAACAUCAUCAACGCCUGCACGCACUGACCCACAACCCCACCCCCAGCCUAGGCCCUCGCCCCAUGAACCGGCCCCUCGAGAGGAGGUCCCGCCCAGGGUUCCCGUCAGGACUACAUCAAGGUCGCCUGUGUUGUCAAGGCGAGACUCGCCUCAUCACCACGGCAACACCCCUCAGAGCAGCCAUCGCAAUGCUGCCAGUGCAGCGGAGCCUCGGCUGCUGUGGGAGCGGGUGGAGAAACUGGUUCCCAGAGCAGCCAGUAACAGCGGCAGCGGAGGCUCCAGUUCCUCCAGCAGCUCCAGUAACUCCAGCUCUCAGCCUGGCUCUCACUGUGGCUCUGGAGAGAGAUUCAGGGCUCGCUCCUCUUCCAAAUCAGAGGGCUCACCCCUCCAACGGCCAGAGAAUGCUGGGAAAAAACCAGAGGAAAAGAGGGACUUGGUCAGGCCUAGCAGACCAGCGGACCUUACGGCUCUGGCCAAGGAGCUGCGUGCAGUGGAUGACGUUCGCCCCCCGAAUAAGGUGACGGAUUAUUCAUCUUCCAGUGAAGACUCGGACACCACCGAUGAAGAUGAUGAUGAAGAGGUGGACCAAGAGGCAGGUGAAGAGUCGACCUCCGGCCCGGAGGACUCCAGAGCUGUUUCUUCCAGGCUGAGCAACGGAGAAACGGAGUCGGUGAAAACCAUGAUCGUCCACGAUGAAGGCGAGAGUGACGCGGGGUCGACGCCCUGCAAAGACAGCACUCUGAUCGUCAGACAGAAUAGCCACUGUAGCGUGCCCUUUGCUCUAGCUAACACCUUCCUUUCCCCUGAACUCAUCAGGAACGCAUCUAGACCCAAAGUCUACCCCUCUUUCUACUUCCAGAGUGCAGGUGAUAACAGAAAGCGUCAGGGCCCUGGCCCGGGCCAAGCACAGACCGCUGGCCUGCUUGCAGGCUUUGCCCCAAGCCCUGGCCCAGGGUCAGGCCCGGGUCUUGGCCACCACACACCCAGUCCCCACCAUCAUCACCACCACCACCACCAUCACCCCACACAGCACGCAGACAGGAACGGCUUUGCCGGCCGCAUCCACCACCUCCCAGACUUGAUCCAGCAGAGCCACCAUUCCACCCCCUCCUCCUCUGCAUCAAACUCCCCUUCCUCCUCCAGCCUCGCCAGCCCCUCCUCCAUGUCCCCCCAGAGUCCCCUGGAGAAGCUCGGCAUCCUCACAGAGAGCCAGUCGAGUAACAACAUGCAGAAACACAAAUCUUCCUCCUCCUUCACUCCGUUUAUCGACCCACGCCUCCUCCAAGUCUCUCCAUCCACUGGCAGUGCCCUCAACAAUGUCGCCCUUCCCCUUGACCUUCUAGGUUACGCUAAUGACGCCCGGCUGGCAGAGGCACUGCGUGCUGACCCAUCACGGAAGGGAUCCGUGGUCAACGUGAACCCGGUCAACACUCGGCCUCAGAGCGACACGCCAGAGAUCCGCAAAUACAAGAAGAGGUUCAACUCCGAGAUCCUGUGUGCUGCGCUCUGGGGAGUGAACCUAUUGGUCGGAACAGAGAGCGGUCUGAUGCUGUUGGAUCGAAGCGGUCAGGGGAAAGUUUACCCUCUUAUCAACCGACGGCGCUUCCAGCAGAUGGACGUCCUGGAGGGACUCAACGUUCUGGUCACUAUAUCAGGUAAGAAGAACAAGCUCCGUGUCUACUACCUGUCCUGGCUGAGGAACAAGAUCCUGCACAACGACCCCGAGGUGGAGAAGAAACAGGGUUGGACCACUGUCGGAGACCUGGAGGGCUGCGUCCACUACAACGUCGUGAAAUAUGAGCGGAUCAAGUUCUUGGUUCUGGCUCUGAAGAACUCAGUGGAGGUCUACGCCUGGGCACCUAAACCCUACCACAAGUUCAUGGCCUUCAAGUCCUUUGGAGACUUGGUGCACAAACCUCUGCUGGUUGAUCUGACCGUGGAGGAGGGUCAGAGGCUAAAGGUCAUUUACGGUUCCGCUUCUGGAUUCCACGCUGUGGAUGUGGACUCUGGAGCUGUCUAUGACAUCUACCUACCCACACACAUCCAAACCCAUAUCCAGUCUCACGCCAUCAUCAUCCUGCCCAACACCGACGGCAUCGAGCUGCUGGUGUGCUACGAGGACGAGGGCGUUUACGUGAACACCUACGGGCGCAUCACCAAGGACGUGGUGCUGCAGUGGGGGGAGAUGCCCACCUCAGUGGCAUACAUCCGUUCCAACCAGAUCAUGGGUUGGGGGGAGAAGGCCAUAGAGAUCCGCUCGGUGGAGACUGGCCACCUGGAUGGUGUCUUCAUGCACAAGAGAGCCCAGAGACUCAAGUUCCUCUGUGAAAGAAAUGACAAGGUGUUCUUCGCCUCCGUUCGGUCUGGAGGCUCCAGCCAGGUCUACUUCAUGACUCUGGGCCGAAGCAACCUGCUCAGCUGGUAGAGGUCCACACCUGCCCUCCUCCUCCUUCUCCUCAUCUUCCUCGAUGUCCUCCACCCUCGCUAACACUGGAUCUCAGAACCCAACGUCGAUGUCUCGUCAGCCCUCAGACAACCAAAAGAGAACAACAAUCAACCUUUGUUGGAUUGGUCAACUGCGACCGCUCCACCUUCUCUCUGGAGUCCAGUCUCCGGGGGCGACCUGCCACACAGUGACAGCCGGUCCCACCUUCAUCAUGCCCGGAAAUUAACUGAAGUGACGGCUUGUGUAUAAGAUUAAAAUCAGUGACUAAUUAAUACAUGAAAGGAAGUAGAAAUAACUUAAAUGUGAAUUCAAGACGAGUGGGCAAUCGCAAAUGGGAUAGAUUUUGUACGUCUGCAUCGUUUCCUGUGUUCCUCGGCUCAGUAAGCUUGAGGUCUUCUACUACUACUAGUACUGCUACCACUAUUAUUACUACUACUGCUUCUUCCGUCUGCAGGUCUGCCUCUUGUAAGGGAGUCACCCCUCUGCCCCCUGUUUUUGCCCUCCGCCUUUUCUCGUGAGCAUUUCAUGGGGCUGGCGGGGUCAGAGUCUGUUGUAUUAAUGCUACAGUGGUGUGUGUAAAUGUACUUCUGUUUGGUCCAAUUACUGCUGACGUGCUGGUUAGAGGUCCAGACCGUCAGCCAGGGGCGGAAACUGUAAGACGCUGGAGCUGGUGGGACAUCACGGUGAGAUGGCAGGAGCCUGAUAUCCAAGGUUUUACCGUAAGUCGGGGUUCAGUUGGAGGGGUUGUGUGUGUGUGUGUGUGUGUCAUUGAAGUGUUGUGUUGAUCGGACAGGUGCUUUAAAGAAAAAAUAGAGGGGCGGUGAUGAGAGAAAGAAAGAGAUGUUGAAGCAGAUGGAUUUCAGAAUAGUAUUUUUUGAAUUGUAACUAUUAUUAUUCCUUGAAGAUUAGUGUAACUAUGUGGAGUUAAACAUGUCUUUUACCUUGUUUUUUUAAGAUUCACACACAUCCACCCAUAGUCCACACGGUUAGGUUGCUUUUACUCCGAACCCACAGGAGUGCGAGGUGCGUUUGACUAGGAAGAAAGUCAUGUGGGUGUGGUCCAAAAAAAGGUUAAAUAAAAUAAAAAGGUGUCUAUGUACAAAAGUUAAUUUAAUCUUCCAGAUAGAGUCAGUGGUCAUGUUUUUCUCACCAGUCGAACAUGGCCACCAAAACUCAACGCGGGUAGGGCGGUCACCUGUAGUCUCUCAGCUUGAGAAACUUGAACUGCUGUGAAUAUAGUUGAAUAUAAAAUGGAGGGGGGAAAAAAGAUAAUGGAGUGAUAAAGUAGAAGCGAAGGUUCAGUGUGUGUGUGUGUGAGUGCGGUUGGAGAGUUCGGUGUCAUCGGCGUAUUGGUUUAUCUUGGCAGAGAGGUGAACGUGUGGUCAUGCAGCAGCAGAGUUUUUUCUCUGGGAGGUGGUUCUUCCAUUUCUUUUUCCAAAUCAUUUUUCAUUUGUAUCAUUUUGUGUGAAUGCAAUGCACUAAGUGUCAAGAAUGUAGAAAGACAUAUUACUGUGUGGUGGUCCAAGGCAUGAGAUGAUGUAAUUUUUUUUGCUUUGUAUCUUGUCACAAGUGAUCGAUCCUAGAUGUUGAACUUUGAGUUAAGAUGACAGGAAGCUGCGGCAGCCGAGCCUCUACGUCAGGUGUAGAUAUUAACCCGGGGGGGUAGGGGUGGAGUGGGGUCGGGGGCGAUUCUGUAUUUGUUUUGCGACCUUUCCCACAGCUGUUAGAAUGCGAGCGUGAGCCUUGAGCUGAGGAGGGUUCUCUGCGAGUCCACUCUUUGCCAUCAAGUGAGGACAUAAACCCUUCCCAUGCAACAUGGAGCAGAACCUUUUCAUCACUCAGCUGUUUUGGAAGAAAAUCAAGACGGAAUCCAACUUUCCUUUUCCUCGGGAAGGAGACGUUUUCACGAUUUUAGUGCUCCCCCCACUUCCUGCUCCAGCUGUUAUAUCGGGUCGUCUGUAUAUGUGAAAGACUGAGCAGCAAACUGCAGCAUCGAUCUCCUCCUCCAGGCUGGGCUGGAGUUUCCUCUGUUUCCAUGAUACUCCGAAAGAUUGCAGAUCAUUCACUGAGAAAAAAAAACAGGGGCAAGGGAGAGUUGAAUUUGUGCUCUGACCUCAUGUCAAACACAUCAGGUCACAAACAAGUUUACCUUGGGUGUGUUUUUCCCCUGACGACAACAAUUAACACAUGACGCUCCCUCCCCUUGUACAGAGAAGCUGUGUGGACCCCAGUGCUGUGUCGUCUGAGGUCUGUGUGUGCAGUAGUACCUGUGUCUCUUAUUGCAUCAAGGCCUUGAUGAGUGGCUCUAGUGACUUCAUGAAAUAAAAAAAAUGUGGUUAUUAUUAUAUUCUUAAUGGGCUAAAUUUUUAGGUCUACAUCUGAUGAGAAAAAGCAAUCGAUCGCCAAAUUUCAUUGGAAAAAGUGCCAAGAGGGCAGCACUUCAAAACAUGUAAACAUAUUAUUCUAAAAACCACUACUUGGAAAUGUUUGUUUUUUUCUAAACAAAAAAAAAAAUCACUUGAAGCAUUGUGAAUUUUUAAGUUUUAGAGCUAGUGGAGAGGCUUAACUAUAGUUUCUGUUGUUUCUGUAAGUCUACGUACGCGUAAAUAUGCGACUGCGGUGGUUUAAUAUUAUUCCGCUCACCUUAGGUGGAGAAUAUGUUUACAGGGGCAAUGUUUUGUUACACUAAUGUGCAUCACAGUAUUUAUGUUUAACGCAUAUGCGUCUUGGUUCUUCUUUGUUUUUGAGCCCUUUUUUUUUUGGAUAAUUCUUUUUAUUUUGUCAUGUUCCCCACCCCACUGAAUCACCUACAUACAAAACAAUAAAGAACACACGUGUUGUUCAUUUCAGGUAUUCACAUAGCGCUGCUUCGACGUGGAACCAUUGCAGUAAUGUUCCCUGCUGGCUUGGACGUGAGGCGACAUAUUUUUUCCUCUGCUGUUUCUGCCAUGCUACUCUAACUUAUGUCCUCUGUGUGUAUGACAGGAAGUCAUGUAUUUUCCUGAAGGCUUUUUUUCUUUGAAUAAACUUUAAAAGUAAUUUUAAAA
Hippoglossus stenolepis (Pacific halibut) is the source of this 7855-nucleotide messenger RNA. Its product is annotated as mitogen-activated protein kinase kinase kinase kinase 4. The transcript has 32 exons. Gene Ontology annotation, biological process: protein phosphorylation. The record is from RefSeq and is a predicted model, not a curated record. NCBI's taxonomy places the organism in Eukaryota, Metazoa, Chordata, Actinopteri, Pleuronectiformes, Pleuronectidae. Gene Ontology annotation, molecular function: protein kinase activity; ATP binding. Bases 231 to 4787 code for a protein of 1518 amino acids.